AUGGCCACGAGGAUACCCCACGUGCUGGAGAGCUACCUCGCCCUCCCACCCGAAUGCGCCCAGAUCCUGCUCACCAGCGUCCUGGGCGCCAGCACCAACUGGCUCGUCCUGCGCUACCUAUACUCGUACCUCCGGAAGCCCGCCGCGGCCGACGAGGAAGCGUCGCCUGCCGAGGACAUCCGCGUCGUGCUCGUAAGCUUCAUGCGGGAUUUCGCGUUUUGGAAGGAGGGCGCUAGCAGAUUGGGCCUCGACCUCGAAGGUUUGGGGCGCAGCGGCAAGUUCGUCUUCGUCGACGGCCUGAGCAGUCUGUUCUCCCAGGGGAAGACGGCGCCAGGGCGGCCGGCCGUCAAAGGGAAGAGAGUCCUCCGCAGCGCAAAGCUUCCGGAUGUCCAGCGCGAGCUCGACGCCGCCAUCUCGGACGUGUCCGCGGCGGGCGCCAGAACGAUCCUGGUCCUCGACCAGCCGGACGUUCUCCUCGCCGCGUCCAGCGAGGACCUCGACGGCCUGUCGCUGAGGAACAUGCUGCGCGAUGUGCAGGAGAAAGUCCACGCGACUAUCACCGCCGUCGCCGCGGACGAGCCCCUCGUCGCGGCACAGGCCACGACGCUGGAGAAGGAGCAUGCGAGCCUCGUCCUCGGGCUCGCGCACGCCGCGGAGAUGGUCGUCGGCCUCAGGCUGCUGGACACGGGCAACGCGAGCGACGUCAGCGGGGUACUGAGGAUCACGGCCGGAGGGGACGCGGGCAGCAGCGGGGAAAGGGUCGUCGAGGAGACGGAGUUGCUGUACUUUGUCGGCGGGGACGGGAGCGUCAAGGUGUUUGGGAGGGGACAAUAG
Molecule: messenger RNA, 834 nt
Organism: Colletotrichum higginsianum IMI 349063
Lineage: Eukaryota; Fungi; Ascomycota; Sordariomycetes; Glomerellales; Glomerellaceae
Exons: 3
Coding region: 1-834 (277 amino acids)
Biological process (GO): tRNA wobble uridine modification
Cellular component (GO): elongator holoenzyme complex
Source: RefSeq, a predicted model, not a curated record